CAACUUUCACAUUUGAAGCCUACCCGGCCGGCCCGUUGUUGAAAAACUCUCUCUUUCACAUGCAGUUUCCCAUUGCCUCUCUCCUCCACCACCUACACCCCUUCUGGACUGAUUUUCAGAACUGUUCUGUUGAUUGUGACUGUGAUCACGGUCGUGAUCAUCAUAUGGGUUGCAGAGUCUUCAAUUAUUGGAAGUGAGUUUGCUUGAACAGGCUUUUUAUUUCCGUUUUUCCUUUUUCAAUCCUAAAGUCGGAAACUUGUGGGGACUUUGAGCAUGAAAAGCUCUUUCUAAGACUUUGUGGAAGAUGGGGUUUGGGAAUAAUGCAAUUCAAGCAGGGAGUUUGGAUGUGGGGAAGUCAAAGGUAAAGAUGCAAAAGGCUGGUGCAGAAAAGGAAAUUGGGUGCUGUGUUAAAUUCUGUUUCAUUGGGAGCUGUAUACCUUCAAGAUCAAAGGUUGAUACUUCCAUCAGUGGCACUAGUGCUAACAGUGUGGAAAAAACACCUGCAUAUGAGAAAAACAAGAAGGAAACAAAUGCUCUUCCAGGGUCCUCUACAACAACCAGUAAUGCAGAAAGUAUCCCUUCCACCCCAAAAUUCAGUGAGGAGUUGAAGGUUUCUUCUCGUUUGAGAAAAUUUACAUUCAAUGAGCUUAAGUUGGCCACUAGGAAUUUCAGACCAGAGAGUCUUCUUGGUGAGGGAGGGUUUGGAUGUGUUUUCAAGGGCUGGAUUGAAGAAAAUGGUACUGCACCCGUGAAACCUGGUACCGGGCUUACUGUAGCUGUGAAAACUCUCAACCAUGAUGGGCUUCAGGGUCACAAAGAGUGGCUUGCAGAGUUAGACAUUCUUGGUGACCUCGUCCAUCCAAAUCUGGUCAAAUUGGUUGGUUUCUGUAUUGAAGAUGACCAAAGAUUGCUGGUUUAUGAAUGCAUGCCCCGUGGAAGUUUGGAGAACCACCUCUUCAGAAAAGGGUCGUUGCCUCUUCCUUGGUCUAUCAGAAUGAAAAUUGCACUUGGUGCCGCAAAAGGUCUUUCUUUUCUCCAUGAAGAAGCUCAGCGACCAGUAAUCUAUCGUGAUUUUAAGACAUCUAAUAUUCUGUUGGAUGCGGAAUACAAUGCAAAGCUCUCUGAUUUUGGACUCGCCAAAGAUGGUCCUGAAGGGGAAAAGACACAUAUAUCAACAAGAGUCAUGGGAACAUAUGGUUAUGCAGCUCCUGAGUAUGUGAUGACUGGACACUUGACAUCAAAAAGUGAUGUCUAUAGUUUUGGAGUAGUACUGUUAGAAAUGCUGACCGGGCGGCGAUCCAUCGAUAAGAACAGACCAAAUGGGGAACACAAUCUUGUGGAGUGGGCAAGGCCUGUGCUUGGCGACAGGAGGAUGUUACUACGGAUCAUUGAUCCUCGCCUUGAAGGUCACUUCUCUGUUAAAGGGGCACAGAAGGCUGCACAGCUGGCUGCUCAAUGCCUCUGCCGUGAUCCAAAAUCCAGACCUAUGAUGAGUGAUGUUGUUCAUGCUCUGAAGCAUUUGCAAAACCUCAAGGAUAUGGCCAUCUCAACUUUUCAUUUCCAGGUUGCACGAGUGGAUCGAACCAUGUCCAUGCCAACUUCUAAAAAUGGUAUGCAAGCACAGUUAACAAUAUCAAGGAAGGGUCAACCUGCAAGGUCCUUGUCAAGUCCAAAAGGCCCUCAUGGUUCUCCUUAUCAUCAUUAUAUCAAGUCACCAAAACCAAAUGGAUGAUAAUAUCAUGGUUGUGUCUUUGAUUUGCUUUUCUAUUCAUUCAGUUCCCUCAACUUAGGCUAUCAGCUGAACAGAAACUGUUUGUGUUUUUAAAAAUGCUCUGAAAUUUGAGGAAUCAUUAGAGUUUUCUGACCUUAUCUUGUCUCAAAUAAGGUGGGGGAUGGUGGGGACCAUGAUAGAGUUUCCUGGACUACAAAGUUUAGUGGGGACUGAAUUGACCAAACUUGAAGAGAAAACUAUACAGUUUUCACAUGGAGAAUUUGUUACUGUGAAGUUGCUAUACUUUUUCUACCAUUUCACAGGCUUUCUUCUGCCUUUCAGAAUGUAUUUUUGUAAAGAAAACAGGAUGGUGGUGUUAACUCAUGUUAUUCAUAGAGAUUUUUACAUACUAAUUCGUCAAUAUACUUUCAGUUAAUACUUAUCAGUGUAAUUAAGUGUUGUACUAAAUAUGCUACAGUUUGGAAUUUCAACCACUUAAAAGGUUCUCAACUUUCUUCUUUUGUCA
Messenger RNA from Vigna radiata var. radiata (mung bean), 2237 nucleotides. Its product is annotated as probable serine/threonine-protein kinase PIX7. The record is from RefSeq and is a predicted model, not a curated record. The transcript has 7 exons. NCBI's taxonomy places the organism in Eukaryota, Viridiplantae, Streptophyta, Magnoliopsida, Fabales, Fabaceae. Gene Ontology annotation, biological process: protein phosphorylation. Gene Ontology annotation, molecular function: protein kinase activity; ATP binding. Bases 305 to 1732 code for a protein of 475 amino acids.